AAUGUACCCAUGAUGGUAUGACGGGCUUUUUUAAGUCAACCAGGCUCUGCUUUUCUUCGAUGAGCGUAGUAGUCGUCGUCGUCGUCUAGGGUUUGUUUUUCGUUUCUUCUCCGAUUGUUCAGAGGAAUUGCGAAUUAAGAUAAAGAUGAGGCCAGUGUUCGUCGGCAAUUUCGAGUAUGAAACUCGCCAGUCGGAUCUGGAACGGUUGUUCGACAAGUAUGGGAGAGUCGACCGAGUGGACAUGAAAUCUGGAUAUGCUUUUGUGUACUUUGAGGAUGAACGUGAUGCUGAAGACGCUAUUCGCAAACUCGACAAUUUUCCUUUUGGAUAUGAGAAACGCAGGUUAUCAGUUGAAUGGGCAAAGGGUGAACGUGGCAGGCCUCGUGGUGACGCGAAAGCCCCUUCAAAUCUGAAGCCUACAAAGACACUGUUUGUCAUUAACUUUGACCCCAUUAGAACAAAAGAGCACGACAUUGAAAAACACUUUGAGCCCUAUGGUAAGGUCACCAACGUGCGUAUCAGACGCAACUUCUCAUUUGUUCAGUUUGAAACACAAGAGGAUGCUACAAAAGCCCUUGAAGCUACUCAAAGAAGCAAAAUAUUGGAUAGGGUUGUUUCCGUGGAGUAUGCGUUGAAAGAUGACGAUGAAAGAGAUGAUCGAAAUGGUGGUCGUAGCCCGAGAAGGUCUCUUAGUCCUGUGUAUCGUAGGCGUCCAAGUCCAGAUUAUGGCAGGCGUCCAAGCCCUGGUCAGGGUAGGCGUCCAAGUCCAGAUUAUGGUCGUGCUCGAAGCCCAGAAUACGACAGAUACAAAGGUCCAGCAGCUUAUGAAAGACGGAGGAGUCCAGAUUAUGGACGAAGGAGUUCUGAUUAUGGUAGACAAAGGAGCCCUGGUUAUGACCGAUACAGAAGUCGUUCUCCAGUCCCAAGAGGAAGACCUUGAUCAAUGCAGAAAACAGAAGCUUCGAAGAAUGAGUUUUUCGAAAGGGUAAAUUUAUCUAUGUUGUGUUUUGAGUUAGAAGAUGCUUUUUGAUGUUUUGAAAUCCUUGUUAACUUUGGGAUCUUAGACUUUUAUCUUAAAAUCAGUAGAAACUUCAUAAUGGCGCUUUGUCACGAUCUGUUACUUGGUUCAUAUACUCUUUUCAUUCGUCAUUAAUUAUUCUAAAUCCCAUAUAAAUUAACAAUGACACAAGUUUGCCAGAAA
This is a messenger RNA of Arabidopsis thaliana (thale cress), 1201 nucleotides long. RefSeq names its product RNA-binding (RRM/RBD/RNP motifs) family protein (gene RS31). Gene Ontology annotation, biological process: RNA processing. Gene Ontology annotation, molecular function: RNA binding; nucleic acid binding. The record is from RefSeq and is marked reviewed. The transcript has 6 exons. NCBI's taxonomy places the organism in Eukaryota, Viridiplantae, Streptophyta, Magnoliopsida, Brassicales, Brassicaceae. Bases 146 to 940 code for a protein of 264 amino acids. Gene Ontology annotation, cellular component: nuclear speck; nucleoplasm.